AGAAGAUGAACCGGCGUGCACUUGAGGGACGCGAGAAGGUUCUCGGACCAGACCACCCCAACACCCUAUCAAGCCUCAACAAUCUAGCUAUCGUGCUGCAAUAUCAAAGAAAGUUCAUUGAAUCAGAGACCAUGCAUCGGCGUGCACUGGAGGGACGCAAGAAGGUUCUCGGCCUAGACCACCCCGACACCUUAAACAGCCUCAAAAACCUGGCUAUUGUGCUGGAAUCCCAAGGAAA
This is a messenger RNA of Tuber aestivum (summer truffle), 238 nucleotides long. The record is from the annotation of a GenBank genome assembly. Lineage: Eukaryota; Fungi; Ascomycota; Pezizomycetes; Pezizales; Tuberaceae.